This is a messenger RNA of Gopherus flavomarginatus (Mexican gopher tortoise), 2659 nucleotides long. RefSeq names its product E2F transcription factor 4 (gene E2F4). The transcript is spliced from 10 exons. Gene Ontology annotation, cellular component: RNA polymerase II transcription regulator complex. The record is from RefSeq and is a predicted model, not a curated record. NCBI's taxonomy places the organism in Eukaryota, Metazoa, Chordata, Testudines, Testudinidae. Gene Ontology annotation, biological process: regulation of transcription by RNA polymerase II. Gene Ontology annotation, molecular function: RNA polymerase II cis-regulatory region sequence-specific DNA binding; DNA-binding transcription factor activity, RNA polymerase II-specific; protein dimerization activity. Bases 51 to 1301 code for a protein of 416 amino acids.
CGGAAGCGGAUGCGGCCGGGCUGACCGGAGCGGCCGGCGCGGGGAGGCAGAUGGCGGAGUCCGGGCCGCAGCCCCUGGGGGCCCCGAGCCGGCACGAGAAGAGCCUGGGGCUGCUCACCACCAAGUUCGUGUCGCUGCUGCAGGAGGCCAAGGACGGCGUGUUGGACCUCAAGCUGGCAGCGGAUACCUUGGCGGUGCGGCAGAAACGGCGAAUCUACGACAUCACAAAUGUUCUGGAGGGCAUUGGGCUGAUUGAGAAGAAAUCCAAGAACAGUAUCCAGUGGAAAGGUGUGGGCCCGGGCUGUAACACUCGUGAGAUAGCACACAAACUCAUUGAGCUGAAGGCAGAGAUAGAGGACCUGGAGCAGCGCGAACAGGAGCUGGAGCAGCAGAAGAUGUGGGUCCAGCAGAGCAUCAAAAACGUCACAGAAGACGUACAGAACAGCGGAUAUCCUUUCAGCACACCCAGCUCCCGGAAGCUGCACCUUUUCUCCUUAACCGCGGGAACGUUAGCCUAUGUGACGCACGAAGAUAUCUGCAAGUGCUUCACAGGAGACACCCUCCUAGCAAUUCGAGCACCGUCAGGCACUCGGUUGGAGGUUCCCAUUCCGGAGGGCCUGAAUGGACAGAAGAAAUAUCAGAUCCAUCUGAAAAGCACUAGUGGUCCAAUUGAUGUCCUCCUUGUAAACAAAGAUGCUUUGAGCUCCCCCCCUGUGGUGCUCCCUGUCCCUCCCCCUGAAGACCUCAUUCAAUGCCAGCCAGUCGUGCCCGCUAAACCACAGAGAUCGCCUGUUGCCCACUUCCAGGAGGCAUCUGUCCCCAGCAGUACGCACCCGUCCACGCCCACGCCGACCAGCACUCAGGACCACAGCCCAGCUGCACAGAAAACAACGAGCCCAGAAUGCAGCGUUUCUGCAGCAGAGUCCAAGAGCAGCAGCGACUUCGACCCUCUCAGCUCAGUGGCCGCGCCAGCCAGCCAGCCACCGGUAUUAGAUACGCAGCCGCUCCAGUCAUCUGCCUCGCUAGACAGCAGCUCCGUCCUGCCCAAUCCCUCUACCUCCUUUGAGCCAAUCAAGCCAGAUCCCACAGAGAUGCUGGAACUUCCCAGAGAACUCUCGGAGAUGUUUGAGCCAACACGAGAAUGUGUGAACUCCGAGCUGCUGGAAGAGCUGAUGUCGUCCGAAGUAUUUGCUCCCUUGCUCCGCCUCUCCCCUCCCCCCGGAGACCACGACUACAUCUACAACCUGGAUGAGAGCGAAGGCGUCUGCGACCUCUUCGACGUGCCUAUCCUCAACCUCUGACUCCCCGGCGUGGCGGCCGGGCUGGUGAACGGACUGUUUUGUAGCUGGCUUUGGAAAGUCUCUUCGGAUUCCUUUUGUGCUAGUGCUGGAUGAGUCAGAGGGGCUCUUGGCAAGACAUGGACUUGCGGACUGGGAGCCUCCCCGUAGCUUCUCUCUUCCCGUGUUGCACAUGCCAGGUCCUUGAGUUACCUCACCCUACUACAUCUCUGUCUCUCCACUGGAUCCUAGGCCUCUUUUGAAAGGCUCCGUAUUUGAAUCUUCCCUGUACAGCUUUGCCCAUGUGCCUCACAGAGCUUCCUUCCAUCCGCAUGCCUUGGAUUUCCUGCACUUCCACAGGCACUUUGCAUCUCCUAGGCAUCAGCUGCCAGAGGGCAUCUUAGUAUGAUGGUCAGUUAGCAAGCCCAGAAGUAGUUAGCUGAACCCAUCAGUGGACGGCAGCCUUGGCCCCUCUCCGAUUAGGGUGGGUGUGCUCGGCUGUGAAAAUUGGCCCUGUGAGCUCUGGUCCUCAGUGACUCCAGCUAGUUCAUUUGACAAGUGAAGAGCAAUUGGCAGCUGCUAGCUGUGCUGCUCGGGCCCAGGAGCUGAGCUGAGUCAUGCAUUCCCCCUGCUCUCUCCCUGGUAGGGUUGGCGAUCCUGCAUCAGGCCUUGUUAUUUAAACCUCUGUGCUGAAACAUGAAGAGGCUCCAUUUCCACUCCCUCUCCUGGAGCUGUGCUGAGGGGCUGUUUUUUCUGACAUCUGGGAAUCAAUCUGUCCUCCUCACCUUGUGCUCAAGCCUGGGUUGGCGUGGCAGGAGGCAGAGGUGGACCCAUUCGGUAGCACUUUGCCAUGACAAGUUGCUUCUGUUUUGCUGAAGCACAGACAGCAAUGUCCUCUGAGGCAGACCAAGCAUCUGCUUCAGGGUGGGGUUUGCCAGUGCGUUAGGGGUUCUUCCCCUGUGGCCUGAUGGCCUUUGCUUUCCUUCCUGAUCUGGUGGCAGGGUGCUACCUGGUGUGAUGCUCUCUCUGCGUCUCCCCUCUCCUGCCCAGUUUUUCCUCCUCCCUUGUUAACGGAAGGUCUUCUGUAAUUUUUGGCGAUUUGAGGCUCUCUCUGCCUUGCAUGCCUCUGAAUUUUGGUCAUGGGAGUAGAAAACCCCUCUGCAGGUGGUGCAGUCAGUCUCUGGGUUUGCACUGUGUUUGCCAGGCUCCACCUCCCCUGAUUCGGGAUUUGAGAAAAAUCUUAGCUUUGCACCUUUCUUGAACAUCCGACUGCAGCAGCUCCCUUGCUUCUGCUGGCUGCAGAGCUGCUAGUGCUGGGGCUGGAUCUAGAAGGGCCACUGCCUGUCCUCUUGCAGCUCUCAGCCACCCCCUCCGUCCCCCCC